AUGCCUUCUUUCACCGUCUUCAAGGGCACCGAGUCCGGCGCGCCCAAGAAGUCCACUACCACGAAGCCCGACCAGCUAACCGGAGACAAUGUUCUCAUCAAGGUCACCGCCUCCGGUCUCUGCGGUACUGAUCUGCACUACAAGAACGCAGACAUGGUUCUUGGACACGAAGGUGUUGGCGUCGUCGAGAGCACCGGCCCUGACUGCAAGGUCCUGAAGAAGGGUGACCGCGUGGGCUGGGGCUACAACCACAACACGUGCGGCCACUGCCAGCAAUGCCUGUCAGGCAGCGACAUCCACUGCCCCGAGCGCAAAAUGUACGGCGAGGCAGACCUUGACCAGGGCAGCUUUGCAUCACACGCCGUAUGGCGUGAAGCCUUCGUCUUCAAGACACCCGACGAGCUGUCGGACGAAGACGCCGCUCCCCUGCAGUGCGGUGGUGCCACCGUCUUCUCCGCCCUGCACGACUUCCCUCUCAACCCCACCGACAACGUCGGUAUCAUGGGUGUCGGCGGCCUGGGUCACCUCGCCAUCCAAUUCGCCGCCAAGAUGGGCUGCCGCGUCACCGUACUGUCCGGCAGCGACUCCAAGAAGGACGAGGCGAUGCGCCUCGGCGCCCACGAGUUCAUCGCCACCAAGGGCAAGAAGGAGCUCAAGAUCUCGCGGCCCCUGAACCGCCUGUUGGUGACGACCUCGGCCCAGCCCAACUGGGAGCAGAUUGUGCCCAUCAUGGCCCCGGGCUCCAAGAUCUUCCCGCUCUCCGUCGCGUUUGGCAACUUCGAAAUGCCCUACUUCCCGAUUGUUGUCCAGGGCCUGACCAUCCAGGGCUCCGUCGUCGCCUCGCGGCACGUCCACCAGAAGAUGCUGCAGUUCGCCGCCCUCCACCAGAUCAAGCCGGUCAUCCAGACCUUCCCCAUGACGGAGGAGGGCAUCCAGGACGCCAUGACGAAGCUGGAGAAUGGCGAGGUCCACUUCCGCGCUGUUCUCAAGGCGCAGUGA
This is a messenger RNA of Anthostomella pinea, 999 nucleotides long. The record is from the annotation of a GenBank genome assembly. Lineage: Eukaryota; Fungi; Ascomycota; Sordariomycetes; Xylariales; Xylariaceae.